Messenger RNA from Penicillium riverlandense, 1200 nucleotides. Its product is annotated as Zn(2+) transporter YKE4. Gene Ontology annotation, molecular function: zinc ion transmembrane transporter activity. NCBI's taxonomy places the organism in Eukaryota, Fungi, Ascomycota, Eurotiomycetes, Eurotiales, Aspergillaceae. The transcript has 3 exons. Gene Ontology annotation, biological process: zinc ion transmembrane transport; intracellular zinc ion homeostasis. The record is from RefSeq and is a predicted model, not a curated record. Gene Ontology annotation, cellular component: membrane. The annotation marks the transcript as partial.
AUGGCUUGGCUUCUUCCUUCGCGCAGGACGGGCGUUGCCCUCGCUGCUGGAUGUAUCUUGUUUUCGGCACUGGCUGCAGCCAAUGCCCACCCCGGCGGCCUCUCUGUCAGCCAGAUUGAGGACCAAUUGCAGAACUGCCCGCUGGUGGAGUCUCUCAAUGAGCACAAGCGUGCUACUAGUCCGCAGACUGCCAGUCUCACUUCGAAGAUCUUCGCAGUCCUUUUCCCCGGCAGCCCAGCUGUGAACGCGCUUCUGGCCACUGCUUAUAUCUCCGGCCCACCCAAUUUUUUGCUGGCACUAUGUCCUCCGAACAUUGACCCGUCCUCGCUCUCUAUCAUGGUCGCCUUCGCUGUCGGAGGCCUGCUGGGUGACACGCUCUUCCACCUCCUCCCUGAGAUCUUCCUGGGCGAGGACUCGCCAGAUCAUGUGAGCUUCGUAAUGGUCGAGCCGAAUAAGAAUCUCCUCUUGGGCCUGGGUAUCAUGGUGGGAUUCUUCACCUUCGUAGCCAUGGACAAGGCCCUGCGCAUCGCAACCGGCGGCGAGGGUGGUCACGACCAUUCCCACGGUCACGCGCACACUGACACUUCAGCCACGACGAGCAGCUCCGACUCCAAGUCCAAAUCCAGUGGAGAUGUCAAGAAGCGCAAGUCCGCCUCCAAAUCUGACUCCUCGCCCUCCGUCCCCGCGAAAGAAAUCAAUCCCAGCGUCAAGCUGGGCGGCUACCUCAACCUGAUUGCUGAUUUCACCCACAAUAUCACCGAUGGUCUCGCUCUCUCUUCCUCCUUCUACGCCUCGCCAACCCUCGGAGCAACCACCACCGUCGCAGUCUUCUUCCACGAGAUCCCGCACGAGGUCGGCGACUUUGCUCUUCUCGUGCAGUCUGGUUUCUCCAAGCGCAAGGCCAUGGGCGCCCAGUUCGUUACUGCCGUAGGUGCUUUCCUGGGUACCUUGAUCGGUAUUACUGUGCAAGAGUUUGGCGGCAGUGGUGUUGCGGAAGACACCGGCGCUGCGGCUGGUUUGCUGGGUACUAGUCUCUCGUGGGGAGACAUGCUUCUUCCUUUUACGGCGGGUACCUUCCUUUAUGUUGGUACUGUCGCUGUCAUCCCGGAGUUGCUUGAAACUGGCCCCAACAAGGCGCUUGAGCUGCGGAAGACGGUGACUCAGUUUUUGGCUGUUGCUGUUGGAGCGGGAAUUAUGCUU